Messenger RNA from Fulvia fulva, 2091 nucleotides. RefSeq lists its product as uncharacterized. Bases 1 to 2091 code for a protein of 696 amino acids. Gene Ontology annotation, molecular function: ATP binding; ATP hydrolysis activity. NCBI's taxonomy places the organism in Eukaryota, Fungi, Ascomycota, Dothideomycetes, Mycosphaerellales, Mycosphaerellaceae. The transcript has a single exon. Gene Ontology annotation, cellular component: mitochondrion. The record is from RefSeq and is a predicted model, not a curated record.
AUGUGGAGGCGCUUGGUGCUCGCUCCUCAACAGCGCCGCCUUAUCCAUGCGACGCCGUCCCCGUCAGCUGUAGGCCCAGCUUCGCUUGUUGGCAAGCACGCCACCAACGUGGUAGAGAUUGACAAUGCUACCUUCUACAGAUCGCAUCCCUCGGACGGGGACGCAGUCAACACAAAUCCAGCCCUCUUCCCUGGCCUGACCUGGAGUCUACCUGUUACUCCUCGAGAAUGGGGGGGAGUAGAGAACAAUUGGGCAAUACUUUCGCCUUCAUCUCUCGCCAGGACAACCUUCCUCCAGAUCGUAGCUGGCCAGCAUUUAUCUUUUCCACCGACUGCCCGAACCUACCCAUACCUGUCUGAGCUCUCUAAAUCACCGCAACACGCCAUCCAAUAUGUCGGAUUCGAUGCUGACCGUGGCAGCAAUGUUGGGGCAAAUAAUGUCCGUGGCGCGUAUCUAAGCGCUCGCUACGAAAGCCGGCGCGAGGAGACUGACUACAACGUCUACGACUACCUGACUGGCCACACAGAGCUGAAUGCACUGGAGCAUGAGUCUUCUGAAGCUGAGAAGCAGGUGCUCAGUGCAGUGGUAGAGCAGCUUAAUCUGCAAUCACUGCUGCAAAUGCCAGUAGCUAACCUCAGCAAUGGCCAAACACGACGAACCCGCAUCGCCAAAGCGCUCAUGGCGCAACCGGAAGUUCUCCUACUCGACGGACCAUACAUGGGACUCGACCCGUACACCAUGGCAAAGAUGGACUCGGUGCUUCACGCUAUUGCAACAACACAGAGUCCGCGAAUCGUAUUAAGCCUACGACCUGAAGACGGCAUACCCGAGUGGAUUACACAUCUGGUAGUCGCCGACGAGACGACCCAGUCCAGACACGGCUCGAAAAUGGCCCUACUUGCAUCUAAUAAUGUGCAAUCCGGUGAGACUGGUGGCCAUCGUGUACGCAGGGGAAUGGUUCAAUCGAUUUUGUCGGCUGCAGUAUGCGGGCACUACCCAUACGCGGAGCCCAAACUGAGCAAAGAUGGGCACCCGAAGACUUCAUCGGCAUUAGCACCGGGAGAAGCACUGGUAGAGAUGCGCGGCGUGAAGGUGGCCUAUGGCGACAAGGUCGUGCUGGGCGACUGGAGCCAACGUAUCGAUGGCGAAGAGCAGACAGGCCUUUGGUGGAGCUUGCAUCGAGGUCAGCGAUGUGGCAUCUUUGGCCCCAAUGGCAGUGGCAAGACGACUAUGCUUAGCUUGAUCACCUCAGACCAUCCACAAACAUACAGCUUGCCCAUCAAGCUGUUUGGCCGGUCACGCCUACCCGGUCCUGGAGAGGCUGGAAUCAGUCUGUUUGACAUACAACGACGGAUGGGCCACUCGAGUCCGGAGGUUCAUGCUUUCUUUCCUAAGCAGCUUACCGUUCGACGAUCGAUUGAAUCAGCUUGGGCAGAUGCACCGCUAGCCCGCGCCAAGUUGACCGCCGAGGCAGAUCGCCGUGUUGAUGCGAUUUUGCGUUGGUUUGCAAGGGAACUGAACUCGAACCAGGAGGGAGAAACAGCACUCGAAGCCCUAGAGUCGUGCCGCGAGAAAGUACCCAAGGGCUAUAUACGGGUCGCAGAGUCUCAACUAGAAAUUGCGCGCAAGAAAUACGACGACACAAUGUACAUCGACUCAGACCUUACAUGGGCUGAAGAGGCCCGCUUCAGAGACCUGAGCUUCUCAAGCCAGCGCCUUGUGCUGUUCCUGAGAGCUAUCGUCGCCCGGCCAGACCUGGUCAUCUUGGACGAAGCUUUGAGCGGUAUUGACGAAAGAGUCCGCGACAAGGCUCUGCUUUUUCUAUCACACGGAGAGAAGAUUAUGGAUAUGAAAGAUGGAAUCGCUCGAGACAGUGUGCUAAAAAUGCUUGGCGAAGUGCGCUUCGAGGGGCUGUCAGAAGAACAAGCAUUGCUCGUCAUCAGCCAUGCGAAGGAGGAUGUGCCCGGCUGUGUACGAGAAUGGAUAUGUCUUCCAGAGCCUGGUGAAGGAAAGCAGCCAAGAUGUGGCACGCUCGAAGGACCGCUUGAAUGGAAUCGAAAUGGGUGGAAUCAGAUUUGGGGCAAGGAGUAG